AUGCUAGCUUUAGCCCUAUUCAUCUUUCAAUUGAUCCCGAUUUACGCGAUCAAAUGCGUUCGGCAGCAGGGCUUGAUCGAGUCCAAGCGGGUAGACAAUUAUACAAUUGGCUCGUGUCGUGGGGAUCUAUGCUACUACUUCAAAAGCGAAGAAGAUGUGAUGGAUCGGGACUGCCUUUCCGGUUUCAGCUAUCCGGUCGGCUGCCAAACAUACCCCGGAAAGGGGACGCUGUGUAUUUGCGAUUCGAACAAUUGCAAUCGCGGUUCGAUCGAUCGCAACUUUACGAUGGCCCCCGUUUGGUGUAACGUCUACAAUGAGAUUUACAAUCACCACUUUCACAGCCACUCUAUCGUUACCGCGAUCUCCCGGCGCAAUUUCCCGAUAUGCACGGUGAACGGCGAGCUGAUGGUAAACGGCGACGAGGAAAUCUCGACGCUAAAGCUUUGGGCGGGGACCCCAGAUCCUCAUUUCUCAUACCACACCGAUGCGACGCCAAUUCAGGCAGGAGAUCAAGCGGAUUUGCUUUGGAGCUUCACCUACGAGGGCGGCCUGUACGCCUUACAAAAAGACCCGGGCGUCGUGUCGCUUUUUGCGCGCUGUACGAGCGACUACUGCAACCAUUUUACGUUCUCGGAUGUUGAGCGAAAAGGGCCGAAAUGUGUGCUUCCGGGUGGACAAGAAUGCGAGGGGACAUUUUGCGUCUACGCUACCGGUGAAGUGGACGUCGUUCAGAAGCUGACCACUAUGAUUGACGGCGUGGAGGAGCAGAUCCACGCGCUCGUCGGGCAGCAGACCCGUUCGGCCCAGUAUUGUCUUUCCCAAAAUGCCGACAAUGCCGCGUUUGCGAUUACGGCGGGAGUUUACAAGUUCCGACGGAUUACCUAUUACGUCUGCGACGAGGAGAAUUGUAAUUUUGAUGAGGCGACGGCGAGGCUGGCCACCGAAAACUGCACUAAUACGUUCCAGCGGGCUGCACCGCGUCGUGAGGUUCUUCCGAAGCGCCGCCCCUCCUACCCGCCCCAGCCGACGAUCCUGGGCGAUGGCAAUUGGACGGUACCCACCAGUGGCUAUGUGGAUGGCGAUGAAAAUAGAAGGUCCAACCCGAAAUCCGGCGGCGCUUCCGUCAGGCUCCAAAUGACGGUUUUCACA
Mesorhabditis spiculigera is the source of this 1149-nucleotide messenger RNA. Lineage: Eukaryota; Metazoa; Nematoda; Chromadorea; Rhabditida; Rhabditidae. The record is from the annotation of a GenBank genome assembly.